AGCAAUCGAAAUCUGUUUCUCUUUUGGUUAUUAUUUUCUUUCAAACGUUUUCAAUUGAAACAAACCACACAGCGCAGAUUCCAGAAUGAACAAAGACAACUCCAGCAUGAACAUGGAUCCCCAGCUGGCCCUGCGCCUGCUGGCGGAUGGCGCAGUCCUGGUCAUAGCCGGCGUACCAGUGGGCACAGAGUUUGGCAUUGAUUUGUGCGCCUACACGAUUGGACCGGAAUUCAGAGGCGUGAAGAUGAUACCGCCUGGCGUCCACUAUGUGUGGUGUGCCUCCCAGGGACUCUAUGGAGAUGCGGCACCGCGUGUCGGAUUUGUACACUUCUUUCAUCCCAACGAGAUUCUUGUGCGCGAGUGGGACAACGACCUGGAGGAGCUUCGACCGCGACAGAUUGCCGAGCCAGAGGUGGAGCGGGAACGUAUACGAAAGAACCUGGCCCAGCUGGAGAAGAUGCUGGCUGCCUACGACUACCGCCAUGUCUGCGCGUGGAAGGAUCUCACAGGCAGCGUGACAGAGCCGUGCGUGGAUCGUUGCCGCCCAACAUUGGGCACCAUACGCACCAACGUUGAGCUCCAGUCCUGCCCAGAUGCCGACAGGCCACGAGGGGAACCAGGUGCCGCAUCCAGUAGCGGCAGCAAGCGCAAUGCUGCCGUCAGGCUGCUCCUGGACGAGAGCGAACUCCUGCCCAACCUCAAGCCCGUGGAGGGAACAGCACCGCGCUUCAGUACGUUACCGCUACGCGUCCCACACGAUUCCCUGCCAGCGGAUGUGUCGCGUCACGCCAUGGACUGCAUUGCAGCUGUGGAUGACCUGAUCGACAGAUUCGGUUCUUCCGAUGCCCUGAUCGAGGAGCUGCAGCUGGCCUACGCGUUCUUUCUGGUCGGCUACUCGGUGGAGUCGCUGGCCCACUGGCGCAAGCUGCUUGGCCUCCUGGCCCACUCGGAAGCGGCGGUGUCGAAGCACAAACUAACCUACAUGAAGUACAGCGAGGUUCUGGCACACCAGCUGCCCUACCUUCCGGAGGAACUGAUGGUGCCCAGCCCCCACAACAGCGUCUUUAAGGAUGUGCGAGAGCUUCUGGUGAAUCUGCACGAGGGCGGUCUGAGCGUCAGUGCGGAGCGUCUGAAGAAGCGGCUUGAGAAUAAGCUGGGUUGGUAUUUUGAGGGACUGCUCGACGAAGACCCCGAGGACCAACCAGUGAUCAUAGAACUCCCUGAAGCCCAGGAAUCUCCCAUUGGCAUCGCAGCGAGUGCUGGGUUCGCAGAUAAUUCCACAGAUCCCGGGCCGUGCGGAUGCUGACCAUGAACUGGCACAGCUUCGUCUCAAUCAGGCAGAGUAUGAUGAACUUGGCGCGCUUGUCCUUGAGCAGUGACUGCAACAGAGUUUCAGCACGCGAGGAAUAGGCUUCAAAUUGGGGCUUCCUCAAGCAACACUCACCUCCUCGUUGUUCUCGGGACCUUGGUCCACCACAGACCACAAAUCCUCCGACUCCAGAUAGGCCCGCACCGUCAUCGACCAGGCCUUAUAGUUGUCCAAACCUUUGAGCUUCUCGAUUUGCAGUUGCAGUGCCAUCUCCGAGACUCGAGCAACGUUUCACAACUAAAUCGCUGGCCUGGCCUGGCCGGGCUUGGGCUCUCUCUACCCGUGUCUUUUUCCCAUUUUCUGUAUAGAUUUUCAAAUAUAGAUAUCUAAGCAUUUGUAUUUCCAUUGUGCGCCGCAGUGCAUGCAAAACAAUGGCCACUAGACCCACAUUUGUUGUUGCUUCCGGGCCAAUGAAAGUGCUGGCCAAAUGACAUUGAGCUUAAGUGGACACUUGUGAUUUGACGCAGAGGCGUUGCGUCGUCAUCGUAGUCGUUAUUUUCUGAUUUUUCCGUUGUCCCACAGUUAGCUGGAUAAAAUUCAACCAUUCAUAGCAAAUUUUUCUACGCUGCACAGUGGGAAAAAAUUAACAAUCAACCAGGAAAACCGUUCUCUUUCAGUUGCGCUGAUUUAUUAAAUGUUUUUUAUUUUAAUGUUUGUUUGCUACACCUUUUUGUAAAAACCAAUUUAUGUUAUAUUAAAUAGUUUAGGAGCUAAGAAUUUUUAGAUUGGUAAUUCCACCCACUGUGCGCUGCCGCCAUCUUAUCAGCACGGUGCUGACAGUCUGAGGUGGCGCCAAAGGUGUACAAGAGUUCAGUGCGUCAUGACGUCACACAGAUAUGCCUAGGUCGAGCACAACAGUUCGAUUUAGCGUGACGUCACACAAAUCUUUCACCUCAAACAAUAUGUGGCGGCAUGCAGUCGAAUCUGUUGGUCGAUAGUGCAAUGUGGAAUGCAGUUUUUCCGUACAGUUUACGGAAAAUAAAAAGCAGUCGCCGAUUUUGUUAACCUUCAGCAGUGCCCAACGGAAGCAAUCAAAAUCAUAUAUUUGAAAACUUUCGGGGCUGAUAGAACCAAGUAUCUGUUCAUCAUAUCUCUCUCGCCUUGAUUGGACACCGCACCCUACUUCCGCUCCCCCUCCACCACGCCAGCAGAUAUCCAAAAUUCAAUUAAUAAUAAAUUGUGAUGCCCAGUGGUUGUUUUUUUUUAAUGAUUUUUAUUUGAAAUGAAUACGAAUGUCAGUUUAGCUGCUGGUUGUUUCUGUUGUUGUUGCUGUUCCGUUCAAGAAUUUUAGCUGUAGUUGUUCUUGUUGCUGCCUGGUUUAUGCUUAAUUAAGUUUUUGCACAGGAUUUUCUCUUUAGCGACUGCGAAAUAUUUGCUGUGUAGUCUACUUCCCGCUCGCUCCCAGACUUUCUGCGCGCCUCAUUUAUCAUAAAAUGAACUGUGAAAAAGCUCGUGCGAAAACAUUUCCUCUAGCUUUUGUUGGUAUUGGUAUUGCCAUUUGUUAAGCACGCAAAAACAACCUACAGAUAAUGCUGUUUUUUUUUGUUCUUUUCGUUUUUUGGCUAAAUAAAAUGAUAUUUCAUCUGUUUC
Molecule: messenger RNA, 2959 nt
Organism: Drosophila miranda
Lineage: Eukaryota; Metazoa; Arthropoda; Insecta; Diptera; Drosophilidae
Product: protein AAR2 homolog
Exons: 2
Coding region: 86-1306 (406 amino acids)
Biological process (GO): spliceosomal tri-snRNP complex assembly
Source: RefSeq, a predicted model, not a curated record